This is a messenger RNA of Opisthorchis viverrini, 318 nucleotides long. RefSeq lists its product as hypothetical. NCBI's taxonomy places the organism in Eukaryota, Metazoa, Platyhelminthes, Trematoda, Opisthorchiida, Opisthorchiidae. The record is from RefSeq and is a predicted model, not a curated record. Bases 1 to 318 code for a protein of 105 amino acids. The transcript is spliced from 3 exons.
AUGGACUGGGAAGAGGAUCGGUAUGGUGUGUAUGUAGUCCCGAUCUUAACCAGUUCUACUGUACAACAUUUUUACGUCUACUCGGAUUCUGGUGCUGUGUUCAUCCUGAGGGUAUCCAAUGAGAUGCGGUCCACCGACAUUCAGGAGCUAGCGGAAUGUGCAGGCGCAUCCGAGUUUGGAAUCAGCAUUUUGUUUGUUUCCUCAAUGAAAAAAAUCUGUUCAUGGGGUUUUGUGACAAACAAUGUGUUGCUUAUCGGAUGGAAACUAGAACAAGUAUGCAAAAAGUUGAAGCGCACGGCUUCGUUUUCUCCACUCUGA